Diuraphis noxia (Russian wheat aphid) is the source of this 2517-nucleotide messenger RNA. RefSeq names its product synaptic vesicle 2-related protein. Gene Ontology annotation, molecular function: transmembrane transporter activity. NCBI's taxonomy places the organism in Eukaryota, Metazoa, Arthropoda, Insecta, Hemiptera, Aphididae. The record is from RefSeq and is a predicted model, not a curated record. Gene Ontology annotation, biological process: transmembrane transport. Gene Ontology annotation, cellular component: membrane.
UUAAACAUUUUAUAUUUAGACUGACGUCGUACUCUUUAGUCUAUUAGUCUUUACUCGUGUGACGUGUAGUUKUAUCUCAUGCUCAUCUCUCGUAUUCUUUACUAAUUUUCUGUGGUCAAACGCUCGAACUACCGUCAUCUAAGUAUCUCGUAUUCCGAAAUUCGUUUUCAAUUCCCAUUUCUUCGACGUUCUGUAACUGCGCUAUGUGACACAUCCGGUUUGAGUCCUCGACGAAACGAUGGAGUCCUGCUCGUCAGGUUACCAAAAUCUAAACGAAUCUGACCGCAGAAUCAGCAAUGCCUUUAGCUCCAAGAAACAAGCACAAGACUUUGAAAUGAGUAACGUGACCGUUGUGCCGGAUGAAACAUAUACGGUCGCUCAAGCUGUAGAUGCUUUUGGAUUCGGUAGAUUUCAAGUGAAAUUGUCGUUAUUCACUGGACUUUGUUGGAUGGCUGAUAGCAUGGAAACGACCAUACUGAGCAUUUUAUCACCCACUUUGCAAUAUGAAUGGCAGAUAACACUGUUUCAACAAGCUUUAGCAACAACUGUUGUUUUUAUGGGUAUGAUGUUGAGUUUACCAUUUUGGGGAUCAUUCAGCGACAAGUUUGGCCGAAAAACGGCUUUAACUCUAUGUUCAGUGCUAUUGUUCUAUUUUGGCAUUCUUAGCUCAAUAUCACCAAACUAUACAUGGUUAUUGGUUUUACGAGGAUUAGUCGGAUUUGCUAUUGGUUGUUCUCCACAGUCUGUUACGUUAUAUGCAGAAUUUUUACCUUGUAAACAGCGGGCGAAAUGUGUAGUGCUACUUGAUUGUUUUUGGGCGCUCGGAGCAUGCUUCGAAGUUCUCUUGGCCUUAAUAGUGAUGCCCACAUUAGGCUGGAAAUGGCUUUUAGUACUAUCCACAGCACCAUUGCUUGGUUUCGCAUGUGUGUGUCCGUGGUUACCAGAAUCAGCCAAGUAUUUAGUAACUAAUGGUCAAACAGAUAAGGCAAUUGAAACAUUAAAAAAAGUUGCACACGAUAAUGGAAAACCAAUGCUCUUAGGUAGAUUGGUUGUUGACGAUGUAGUUCUAGAAGAAAAACRUGGUCAUUUUACUGACCUCCUGUUGCCGCAACUCAGAGUCUCAUCUAUUUUACUCUGGUUCAUUUGGUUGGUCUGUGCAUUUUGCUACUACGGAAUUGUGUUGAUGUCUACCGGCCUAUUUGAGAGCAGUAACAAUAUUAGGACGUGUUCGUCAAACUUGGACAGUGGAAUUUUUAAGACUGUGCAGUCUUGUACUGCCGAAUCUCAUUAUUUGACAACUCGUGACUACAUUGAUCUUCUGUGGACAACACUAGCAGAAUUUCCUGGGAUAUUUGCCACCAUUUUAGUGAUAGAUAGAUUUGGUCGAAAGAUUACAUUGGUUUUUCAAUUCACAUUAUUUGCUAUUACUUUAUUUUUACUAUUUCAGUAUGCAAAACAUCGUGUACUGUUAACAAUCACAUUGUUUUUAGCAAGAGGUAUUAUUGCAGGAGUAUUCCAAGCCAUAUAUGUUUAUACUCCAGAGGUUUAUCCAACRCCAUUGAAAUCCAUAGGUGUCGGAACUUGCAGUGCUAUGGCCCGCCUAGGUGCUAUGGUUACGCCAUAUGUUGCACAGGUAUUGCUCAAGUCAUCAUUUAAUACAUCGAUAAUCAUAUACAUAACUGCAGCUCUAAUGGCUGCUAUAGCGAGUUCAUUAUUGCCAAUAGAAACUAAAGGAAGGGAUAUGAAAGAAGAAUAUGUGGAAAAAGAAUAGCUUUAAAAAUAAUAUUUUAUUUAUGUAAAAUGUACUAUUUCUUUUAUCAGAAGUGUAGUUUACCAUUCACCUAGGGAUUUUGAUUAUUAUUACCUAAGUUUUGAUUAUGUUUUACUGUAAGUAAUAUUUUUUAGAGCAGUUACACAACUAGUAUGUUUAUAUAAUGGAGAUAAAAAGGUUUUGUUUCUAUAGGUACUUUUAUUUUUUAUACUGGUAAAUAAAAAAACUUAAACUAUAGAAUAUAUUUUAUUUUAACUAUUUAAAAUAUAGAAGCAAGUAUUCAUGGAUUCAGACCAUUUUAGUCCUAUCUUAUAAACAUACUAAAUGUAGCAAUUACACACUUUUCUAAAUAAUUAUGGAAAAUCCCUGUGACAGUAGGACCACUGUGAUUUUCUGUUCACAAGUGACAGUCUGUUCACAAAAAAUCUUUAUGGUUAAAAUCAUGUYUACUAUUARUUCUUAGCCCUAGCAUGAAAUAAUUCUGAUUGAACCUUAAUUUUAACUUGUAUUAAAUACACAAUUCAAAGCAGCAUGGUAAACUACACUUGAUCCAUAUUUUAAUUUAUUAAAUUGUAAAUACAGUUAUGAUUUCUUGGUUUGAUAGGAAUGAAUAUUGACUUUAUGAGAAAUUAAAACUUAUUUUAUUUUUACUUACUUGCUUUAAAUAGAACCAAGUAUCUAUUUAUUGUUAAUUGUAAUUAUAUUUUUUACCGCCCAAAAAUGUUUAUGGAUUUCUGUAGAUUUAA